Penicillium macrosclerotiorum is the source of this 597-nucleotide messenger RNA. RefSeq lists its product as uncharacterized. The record is from RefSeq and is a predicted model, not a curated record. Bases 1 to 597 code for a protein of 198 amino acids. Lineage: Eukaryota; Fungi; Ascomycota; Eurotiomycetes; Eurotiales; Aspergillaceae. The transcript has 2 exons.
AUGGCACCAACACUUGAAGCAUGGCGACUCGAGCUCAUUCGCGACAUGACCCAAGACUUUAAGCAGUAUACUAACGCGCAGAUUGCUGAAGCUGCCCAUUGUACCCCACGAUCAAUCAGCACUGCCCGCUCGAACCUACGAUGCUUUGGAAAUGUUAGGGCCUCUACUAACGGUAUUGGACGACGGCGGACGAUCACCCCACCUAUGCUUGAGGCUCUCUGUGAGCGCCUCCUCAAAAAGCCGGACUUAUAUCAGGAUGAAAUGGUGGUGUUCUUGUGGGAUGAGUUCCGCAUUCUUGUCACUAUACAUAGCAUUAGCAGAGCGCUCGUAUCGGUGGGAUGGUCUAAGAAGGCUGCAAGGCGGAUAGCGAGGGGGCGAAAUAUUGAACUACGAGACUAUUAUCUUCACACCAUCUUGUCUUUCCGAUCCUAUCACCUGGUGUAUGUGGAGGAGUCGGGCUGUGAUAAAAGAUCGGGCUUCAGACGGACUGGGUGGUCUCUACUAGGAGUGACACCCUGUGUCGAUGUAGUUGUAUCAAGGGAGAAAAGCGCGAAAGGCCAUUUCCGACAUGCAGGCUGGAAUAUCGACGAGCCGUGA